GUGGUUGCCCAAGGUGUCCUUGGCCCCCGCGGUGUCCCCAGGACCCCCGGGGAGGCUGCAAGAGCCAGCCCGCGCGGCGCCCGCGGGCUGCGCACCGCCUCCCCCCCCCGGGGCGGUGACCGCCCCCGCGGCGGGCCGCCGCGCGGCCACCAUGCCGCUCCUGGGCGGCUCGCCCGCCAGCGAGGCCCCGGCGUGAGAGGAGCACCCCGACGUGCAUGGCCGAGCGCUACCGCAUCGACCAGCGCGCUGCGCUUUUCGGCAGCCGCCAUGGCGCCAAGAAGGCCCCCGUGGCGGCGACGCAGAUCGGCGCUGGGCAGUCGCAGGACGCGGAGGCCCUCGAGCGACAGAACGAGGGCCACAUCUCCGAGCUGGAGGCCCGCGUCUCCGCGCUCAAGGAGAUCACGCAGAGCGUCGGCAGGGAGGUUCGAGAGUCUGGGAGCUUGAUCGACAGCAUGAACGCGGGCGUUGCCCAGGCAGCCACGACGCUGCGCGGCACCGUGUCGCAGCUCACCCAGGACGCCGAGCCAUGAAUACCCAGCCUUGUUUCUCCGCCCGCUUAAAUGUUUUCUUCGCGCCUCGGCCAGGUGCUCCACCGGCUAACUCCGCGAGUUGGUGGACCGUGCGGUUCACCAGUUUCGUGAAAGGCCUACGCUUCGCGUCGUCUUGAGCUGUGAUGCCUCCAGAGGCUACUCAAAAUUUCGCUGCAGAUGAUAUCGUACAAGGGAUUGGUUUGGCAGACCAGCGGUUGACCAUGGCCAUCGGACAUCGAACGGUGACCACACUGACCUUUCGUCUUCAAGUCGUUACCGAAGCACACCAAGCUACGGCAGGUGCACCGCUGAGGUCGUGUCGGAGGUGAAGCUGACGAUGCGGACGAUGAUAUUGAUCAUCAGGGCCACGAGCAGCGUGGACAUGCCAGCAAACGUAUUAUAAAUACAUGUCAUAAUUCCGCUGGCCAGCUCAGAGGUCGCCGUCAAGUGCGUUGCGCCCGAUAGCGCCGCCGAGAAAGCCGCUCGCGGCCAGCGACCAGCAGAGCGUUUCUUUCUUGCGCGGUGCUAUCGCUGCCCAAAAAUGGGGAGCCAUAUCCAACCUUCAUCGAACCUCUUGGGCAGUCCACAUUUCUGCUCCAUUGUCUCAGUUUGGACGCUAGCCGCAAUACCACUGCUUCGGAGUCUCUCCCUGCUUAUCAGACAUGCGUGCGUAGUACUGAGCGCAGUGCAGAUGCAGUUGCGCACAAUCGACACGCGAAGACUUGUUAAAGAUAUUAACUGCCCUGCGGGAACGAAAUUCCGAGACUCGCCUGGGUGCUCGGAUUGCCUGUCGGUUCUGCGCAUGCUUGGGAUGGUCCGCGAAAGCUUUGUUGGACCCACCCCAGACGGCGCAGAAAUUGUGGAUUCGGGCCAGGUAGUCCCAACAUGGUGCCGUCCCCCCAUGGCCAGCGAGCUCAUUCUCAGAAUACGAAGAGGAACGAGGACAAUCAUGAGGAAAG
Prorocentrum cordatum is the source of this 1489-nucleotide messenger RNA. The record is from the annotation of a GenBank genome assembly. NCBI's taxonomy places the organism in Eukaryota, Dinophyceae, Prorocentrales, Prorocentraceae.